ACUUGCAAGCUGUAAGCAGCUGCUGUAAGACACAACUCACGGCCAGAUGCUCACAUGCAGACUUAACUGCCCAACCAGACUCCAGCUUCUGGUGGCACUCAAUAGGCCACGCCCCUUAAAGACACAUCCAACACAUGAAAGCUACAGGAUGUAAAGUAGUAACAAUUUGUAAAAGGAGUUUAUUUCUUUAAUUCUCGUUUAUAUAGAAUACUGUGCUUUUUUUUUAUUAAUUUUUUUUAAAAUAUAUUUUUAAUUGCAUUUCAAUUCUUUUGAAUAUGGAAAACUGAUUCAAUGUAAGUGGACAGCAGCAAUUUUUUAACUUGGUCAAUUUCCUUGUCAGAUCAAAAUUUUCAAGUGCCAAAUUGUUGUCAAGUCUUAUACAACCUAAAUGUCAUUUUUAGUUUUAUCUUGUGGUGCAAAUUAACAUUACACAAAAUGUUCUUUUGUUUGUACCCAAUAGCUGGGUCUCAACCUGUGAAGUUAAACGACCAAAGGAAUUUUUACCAUAAUAAGCACUCCGAAAUUUAUUUAUAUAUUUAUUUUUGCCAAUGACAUCAUCAGCGUGGCUUGCCAAAGUUCCAGAAGGAAGAAACCACUUUGACGCAGCAAUAAGGUAAGUAGAGCUGCAGCAUUAGCACAGUUUAGCGAACACUAACCAGACUUAGCUUCUGAUAAUAAUAUUAGAAUACCGGUUUAUUCAUGAAACUAUUUUUGUGCUCAUUUUGAUGCUCGUUUCGACGCUACGUUGUUGACCUGUCAAAAUAAAAGUAUAUAAAACAGUAGUUUUAUUUUGAAGUAACACGGCCGGAAAUUAUGUACGGGUAUUUUCCCGAAAAUUGUCUUCCUGGUUAAAAGUCACAAAUGUAUUGAGUCAAGAAGACGGAAAAAUAAACAACCACAUUGGCGUUUUCACUCGCUUUUGCUGCGGCAGGACACCGGCUCACCUGUCGUGGUUGCCAUGGCGACGGCAUUCCUGCGGGUGGCGGUGAUUGGCGCGGGGGCAGCGGGACUGUGCGCGGCCCGACACGUGCUGUCCAGACCAGACCGGUUCGCACCGCCGGUCGUCUUCGAGCUGGCCGGCAACGUGGGCGGAACUUGGUGCUACCAGGAGCGGGUAGGACCAGAAGUGCGAUCCAGCAUGUACAAGAACCUCAGGACCAACCUCCCCAAAGAGGUGAUGAUGUUCCCGGACUUCCCCUUCGAUCAGGAGCUCAACAGCUUCCUGACGCACCAGGAGGUGCAGCGCUACCUGGAGGACUACUGUCGCCACUACAACAUCUUCCCCCACAUCAGUUUCCAUAGGACAGUGGAGGAGGUGAUACCUGUCGUCGUGACAACGGACAGCGACAAGGAGAUGACCCUAACCACCUGGGAGGUGACGGCACGCGAUGGCUCAGGAUGCCGGACCACCGACACCUUUGACGCGGUCUUCGUGUGUUCGGGGCAUUACUCGGAGCCCAACAUCCCCACGUUACCCGGCAUCGAGAACUUCAAAGGACAGGUUCUCCACAGUCACGCAUACAGGAGCGCAGAACCCUUCUCGUCUCGCUCUGUGGUGGUCCUGGGAGCCAUGGCAUCCGGCAUAGACAUCUCCUUGGAGUUGGUCAAAGUGGGUGCCCAGGUGACGCUGAGUCACCGCGGUCGUCCUUUGAGCACCUGUCUUCCGCCUGAGAUCCGCCAGUCGAGUCCGCCCGCGGCGGUCGAGGACGACGGCAGAAUUCGCUUCCAGGACGGCUCGGUGCACAGUGUGGACGUGAUGCUGUUCUGCACGGGGUACAAGUUCAGCUUUCCUUUCCUGCACAGCGCUCAGCUGGGCAUGGAGAUCGACGACCAGUUGGUGGCGCCGUUGUACCGCUUCAUGAUGCUGCCCACCUUCCCCUCACUAUUCUUCGUCGGACUCUGCAAGCUCAUCUGCCCCUUCCCUAACUUCCAUUGCCAGGUCCAGUUCGCCCUGGCCGUGCUGUCCGGGUCAGUGUCGCUGCCCUCCCGAGCUCAGAUGGCGGCGGAAGCGCGGCACGGGCUGCAGCGGAGGGUGGACGGCGGCGUGGCGCGGCACCACCUACUGGUGUUGGGCGCGGACCAGUGGGAGUACCUCGCCACGCUGGCUAACGACGCCGGCUUCUCGCCGCCGCCUCCGGUGGUGCGCAGCCUGUACGAGGAGGUGUGGCGUCAGCGGCGGCUUCACCCGGACAACUACCGCAAGCACAACUACCGGUUGCUUAGCGACACCCAGUGGCAGCUGCUGGACACUGCAAGUUCACCGAUGUGACGCCACAUUGACUCAGUCCGGAGUUGUCAUCAGCACCUUGUUGUUGUUGUUGUGACUUUCGGCUUGUCCCAAGGUAGUAAUUACACAUUUAUUCCUUUAUAUUCACUUUAAUUAUGUUUUAUUAUGUUUUUAUACAAUGCAGUGCUAUUUAUUAAACACAACACAAGAGAUGUCUGAGUACCAAUACCAGACAUCGGUAUGGUAGAUUGCAAACACAUAACUUUGCCUAAUAGUCUACUAGCUUAAUGCUAACACACGAUGUGAAACUCCACAGACAUGCUAACAAAUAGCAUCAAUGUGACAGUGUUAUAAUGCAUAUAUGUUUAUAUAAAGUGCAAUAUUAUAGUGCUAUUUUUCCUUAUUAAAAACA
This is a messenger RNA of Phycodurus eques (leafy seadragon), 2639 nucleotides long. RefSeq lists its product as uncharacterized. Bases 959 to 2269 code for a protein of 436 amino acids. The record is from RefSeq and is a predicted model, not a curated record. Gene Ontology annotation, molecular function: NADP binding; N,N-dimethylaniline monooxygenase activity; flavin adenine dinucleotide binding. NCBI's taxonomy places the organism in Eukaryota, Metazoa, Chordata, Actinopteri, Syngnathiformes, Syngnathidae. The transcript has 9 exons.